AUGCCGAAAGUGCGGCGUAUCAAUGAUUCCGUACAUUGGUUUAUGAACGAACUAACAGCUCGUAUCGUUGCAAAGUCAGGCAACCCACAUGACAGGUUCCAUCUUGGUAAAAUAUUGAUGCAGAGCUUCGAAGAUGACCCUGAUUUUGUCAACCAGAUCGAUGGGGCAACAGGAGAAACUAUGACCAAUGGAGAGACAUUAAAGAAAUCUGUACAAUGCGCUAUCUCUUUCACACAUUUAGGUUUAAAAAUAGGAGAUGUCAUUAUGCUCAUGUCUCCUAACCAUUCAGACUUGGCUAUACCUGUGUAUGCUGCUUUAUAUCUUGGAAUUAUCAUCGCUGCUGUGGAUAGAACGUUAGGAGUUAACGAAUUGAAGGGGACAAUUGGCGUCGACAAACCAAAAGUAAUAUUCUGUCAAAGCGAGAAAGCUCCGGAGAUUCAAGUUGUACUCAACGAAUUGGAAUUGAACACGAAAAUUAUAACAUUCGAUAAGGGAGAUUAUCUGUGCAAUUUUUACGAAUUUCUGAACGAAUAUGGCGAUUGUAAUGCACAUCAGCUUUUCAAACCAAAUGAUUUUGAUCCAGAGGAGACUAUAGCACUUCUAGUUGCCACAAGUGGUACAACGGGUCUCCCUAAAGCAGCUGCAGUCACACACAAAAACUUAGCAAUUACAGCCCCGUACCUUUGGUCUAGAUUCGACAAAUUCCCUGCGCCUACUCGUAUGGCUCUAAUCGGCGCACCACUUCAAUGGUUAACUGCUAUAGUCAAUUUCCUGACAUCCCCGAUCUUAAAGUACAUACGUCUUCAAACAUCUUUUCCAUUGACAGAAGCACACGCAACGUAUCUCAUUAAUAAAUAUCGGCCAACCUUCACUAUACUCUCACCAACAUUCAUGUCAACAUUGUUGAAGUUUGAAGGCAAAGAACAGUGUGACAUGUCUUGUUUUGAACUGAUAUUGCUUGGUGGUAGCGCAGUGCCUACAAAUCUCUUGGACGAAAUAAAGCAAAUAUCACCAGACGUCGAGGUGUAUGAUAUUUAUGGCAUGAGUGAAUUGACCAACAUCGCAUUUCAACCCGACAAUCCGCCGUUGGGUUCGUCUGGCAAGCCAAUAGGUUGUUUUAAUUAUCGAUUGGUAAAUGUAGAAACAGAAGAAGACAUAUUAGAACCGAAUGUAUCUGGAGAGUUAUGGAUCAAGGGACCAGGUAUAUUCAAAGAGUAUUACAAUAAUCCAGAAGCCACAGCUGAAGUAUUCGCCGAUGGUCGCUGGUUCAAAACUGGCGACAUGUUUUACAGAGAUGAGAACUGGAAUUUCUUCUUUGUGGAGCGCAUAAAAUUAUUAUUGAAAUAUAAAAGUUAUCAAAUAUCCCCAGUGGAAGUUGAAGCUGUAAUUCGUGAGCAUCCUGGAGUACUGGAUGUGGCAGUGACCGGAAUACCGGACGCUGACUGUGGCGAUUUGCUUGUCGCCUUCGUGGUACCUAGAACAGGACAUCAGCUUACCAGUCAGGAGAUUAAAGAUUUGGUCAGAGCUUCGCUAUCAGAUGCUAAGCAAUUGAGAGGAGGCGUGAUAUUUUUAAAUAAAAUACCAUUGACGGCUUCUACGAAGGUACACCGGCAGAAACUAAAAGAAAUUGCUCUCGCUAUGCAGAAAAAAUAGAAACUGUGUAUAUCACAUAAGUAUAACCUUAGUUUUGUGACAUACGAGUAGUAACAAGAAAUAGCCUUAGCUCUAUACAGUUUAAGAAAGAAAAA
This is a messenger RNA of Achroia grisella, 1748 nucleotides long. Its product is annotated as luciferin 4-monooxygenase-like. Lineage: Eukaryota; Metazoa; Arthropoda; Insecta; Lepidoptera; Pyralidae. The record is from RefSeq and is a predicted model, not a curated record. The coding region runs from base 1 to 1653 and encodes 550 amino acids. Gene Ontology annotation, biological process: long-chain fatty acid metabolic process; fatty-acyl-CoA biosynthetic process. Gene Ontology annotation, molecular function: long-chain fatty acid-CoA ligase activity. The transcript is spliced from 11 exons.